Messenger RNA from Cheilinus undulatus (humphead wrasse), 739 nucleotides. It is a transcript of the gene cckb, whose product is annotated as cholecystokinin b. Gene Ontology annotation, cellular component: extracellular region; axon. The record is from RefSeq and is a predicted model, not a curated record. Lineage: Eukaryota; Metazoa; Chordata; Actinopteri; Labriformes; Labridae. The transcript is spliced from 4 exons. The coding region runs from base 39 to 449 and encodes 136 amino acids. Gene Ontology annotation, biological process: digestion. Gene Ontology annotation, molecular function: neuropeptide hormone activity.
CUCAGAUACACGUCGAAGGCGCUGAACCUCCUCUCAAGAUGACUGCAGGCUUGUGUGUGUGUGUCGUGCUGGCAGUCUUGUGUACGAGCUGUUUGGGGCUCCCUUUCUCCUCCCAUCUCCUCGAGGAGGGCCAGCGCUCCAUCGCUGUUCCUUCUGAAGCUCUCCUCCACGCUGACACCCAAAGCUUGGGGGACACCCACCUCCAACACAGCCGCUCUGCCUCCCAGCUGAAAGCCCUUCCUCUGGCGGAGGAGGACGCAGACUCCCGAGCCAACCUCGGUGAGCUGUUGGCAAGACUCAUCUCCUCCAGGAAAGGUUCCGUGCGCAGAAACUCGGCGGCGAACAGAGGCGGCGCUCUGAGCGCCAACCACCGGAUAGCAGACAGGGACUACUUGGGGUGGAUGGAUUUCGGCCGCCGCAGUGCAGAGGAGUAUGAGUACUCCUCGUAAAGGGGAGUCACGGCUCAAACCCUCCGUGCAGGCACAUGAGAAAAAGAAGAAAAAAAUAAUAAACCCACGCAAGCUGGCUCCUUUCUGUCUCACAAUAAGAGUCUAUGAUGUAUUUGUUGUACAUUUGUUUGUAAAACUGUAAUAAUGCAAUAUAUACACAUGCCAAAUUUUGCAGAAAAGCUCUCACUGUCCAAGGAUGUUUGUUUCUGGUUUUCAUGGUUUCUUUAUCCUUUUGGGUGGGGAGGAUUGGGAUGUUGUCAGGGUCUGUUGAGAGUUACUGGACUGAAUAA